Messenger RNA from Zea mays, 1450 nucleotides. RefSeq lists its product as uncharacterized. The record is from RefSeq and is marked predicted. Gene Ontology annotation, biological process: transposition. The transcript is spliced from 7 exons. Lineage: Eukaryota; Viridiplantae; Streptophyta; Magnoliopsida; Poales; Poaceae. The coding region runs from base 665 to 1357 and encodes 230 amino acids.
CGCUAACCCUAACCCUCACCGCCUGGCCCUCACGAACACAGCCGCCGCCCGCUGUGCCCAGCCUUCCGCCGUCCGCCGAGCCAUCGAGGGGAGACCGAGCCUUCCGCCGCUGCCCGCUGUGCCCAGCCUUCCGCCCUUCCAGCCACGCGCUGACGCCGUCCGCGGUCCGCCGCUGUGCCCACUGCCCACUGCCCAGCGGCCCCAGCUGUACGGCCUUCUGUGCCGAGCCGGCGAGUCGCCGUUCGCUGCUCGGCUGCUGUGCCCAGGCGGCCAGGCGCCCAGCCCUCCAGCCACGCGCCCAGGCGGGCCAUGCCACGCCUGUGCCUUCCGCGGUCCUCCUCUGUGUGCCUGUGCCUUCCGAGCUGUAACAAGUUGAUAUAUUUGGAGGAUUGUUCAAAGGGCUUGAUCUUCAAAAUAUUAAGAAGGCAUUUCAAAAGAAGGAUAGGCAAAUACAAUUGCCUAGGUCUCCAAGACAUAUAUAGCAAAAUCAGAGUUGUGUAGAGCCAUACCUAAAUUUUUAUCCGUCCUCCGCCACUGCUGCUGGGCUUUGUGGAAGCGGAGAAAUAGGCUAAUCUUCUAUGGCGGCAUCGCAUGAAAAUUGAAGAGCGUUGGGUAGUUGAUGUCUGGUGUGCAAAACUAAUAGUGGCAAUAGUCAAAGUAUGGCAUGAAGAUUACACCACUUUUUAUCACAAUUGAUCCUCAACGUGAUUCACCUUCUCAGCUUAAGGCAUACUUUAGUGAGAAGAUACUUGUCUUCCUAGCCACUGCGGGUCUGCCUGCACCGCGUCGCGUCGCCACUGCACCAACCCGCCACAGCACCGUCACCUUAGGUUGUUGGACAAAGAUGGUGGGCGGUGGGACGAGGACGAGGAGGGGGAGGGGGAGGGGGAGGAGGAGCACCCGUAGGACGGAGGAGGAGGCGCAGCAGGACGACGCCGUACAGCAGCAGGUGGAGCAGCAAGCCGCUGUCGAUGCGGCACAGCAGGACGACGAUGAUGCGGCACAGCAGGACGACGACGACGACGCCGCCGCUCAGCUGGACGUCUCAGGUUCUGGCUCCUCAGGUUCGAGGAGUAUAUACCUGCGAGGUCCCGCGAGCCUCCCUAAGCGACCCAUACUUCGUGACAGACGUCCGAUGAUACGACCCGAUGGAGAGAGGUCUUGGAUGGUUUUGGAGACUGCAGGGGGUCACGGCCGCAACCCCAAUGGCAUCCUCGGCCUUCUAUGCCGGGAACACUUCCCUGGACUUGUCGAGUACGCCGGAGUGACGAGCCCAGCAUACACCUUCGACAACUACGCCGUCGCCCCCGAGGCAUGUAAAGCCCAAAAUUUGUAUAAAAAAUUAAUAAUGAUAUAAAUAAAAAAUAUUAUUAUGUAAGGUUUUAGGAUUAUGUAACCAUUGGAGAUUACUUGAUUUUGUGCAUAUUCAAUCAAAGAAAUUAUAUUGGUC